Molecule: messenger RNA, 1017 nt
Organism: Iphiclides podalirius (scarce swallowtail)
Lineage: Eukaryota; Metazoa; Arthropoda; Insecta; Lepidoptera; Papilionidae
Source: the annotation of a GenBank genome assembly
AUGCUCAGCGCAAGAAACAACAAAUCUUUGAGCAAUUCAGCAGAGAAUCUUGAAAACAAAUACACUGUAACUCAAAAACAAAAAAUACUUCAAAUUGUGAAUGAGGGUGAUUUGGAAACUUUGUCCAGGUAUGAUGUUGCAAAAACUCGAAUAAAGAAGCUUACCGAAUGGGUAAACAAAUAUGGUAAACUAAACACAAUAUCACAACUGGAAACUGUUGAUGGCUUUACAGAAAAGACAGUAAAGAAAUUCUGCACGAGUAUAAUAAAUGGUGUACCAAAAAAUCUCAGUAAUAGGAUCAAAGGUCAAAUUUUGCAUCCUGCAUUGUCUGAUAUUGUUAGACAGAGUUGCAGGUCUGUGUUAUCAGUCUAUGUGACAAUUAACUCUGUUUGCUGGACGCUCAUUGAUCGAGCUAACUAUGAAGUGUUGGAAUGGAAAUAUCAUGGUAUUGAUUAUCCAGAGGGCAAGCGUUUUCAGAUUACAGAUAUUUUGGACAUAGCUUGGAAUAUAACUAAAAAUCUACCAAAUGCUGACCUUUAUGUAAUGAAAGCAGAAGCGACCAGUCUUCGAGCAAGUGGUAGUGAUCCUAAUAAUCCUAAAAUGCUCACUGUUAAUUUACAAAAGGCUCAGUUAAUUGCAAUGAUGGUUACCCUGAUCAAUACAAGAAGCAAUGAUGUAAAUGUAAGUUCUAGUGAGGAUAAUGCCGAACCAUUUAAACUAAACCAAAAGGUAUAUUUUCUGCGACCUACUCUACCUUAUAGGUUGCACGGCACCUUGGUGGGCAACGAGAGGGUCUCAACAGAUCAGACGGUGGAAAUGCUCCUGCAGGAGGCGAGGGCAUCCCGUUGGGAUAACUCCCACGCCCACGUGCCCGACCGGCUCGCCACCAUGUUCCGCUCGCAAAAGGACCUGCAGAAGGACAUGCUCGGCCACUGCUUGCUGCUGGCCCUGACCUUCAUGGACCUCUGCAUAUACGUCAACCCGGAGAGCAUAAAGAGGUUGACGUGCCGGGGAAAU